This is a messenger RNA of Pseudomyrmex gracilis, 3419 nucleotides long. Its product is annotated as aminopeptidase N-like. Gene Ontology annotation, cellular component: cytoplasm. NCBI's taxonomy places the organism in Eukaryota, Metazoa, Arthropoda, Insecta, Hymenoptera, Formicidae. Gene Ontology annotation, biological process: proteolysis; peptide catabolic process. The record is from RefSeq and is a predicted model, not a curated record. Gene Ontology annotation, molecular function: peptide binding; metalloaminopeptidase activity; zinc ion binding. Bases 109 to 3015 code for a protein of 968 amino acids. The transcript has 13 exons.
GGUAAGAUCGCGCAAACGUUACGGGUUUGAUCUCGUUGUACUAGAAGUUCGUAAUACUAUUUCUUGCAAUAUUUAUAUCUUAAUGCAUUGAAUAUCACUGUAUAGAAGAUGAUACGCAUUACGCAAAUGCUUAUAUUCUUCGGAAUAAUAUGCUCAAUAUCUGUUAUUGGAAUUUCUUCUUCUACUCAUAAGAGUUUGUCUCAGACAUCGCAGUGUGUACAACCGAUAAAUUAUACCAUUUUNUUAAAAUUACAAAACACUACUCUAUUUGUCAAUUCCACUGUUGUACUACACGUGUCAUGCGUACAACAAUACAUAAGAUUACAAAUCGGACGUUAUUGUAACAUACAAAAAGUGCACGUAGCACCUGCAUUGCUUUAUAACUCUAUGUCACAGUGGGAAGUCAAUAUAUUACAGUCAAAUACUACCACAAAUCCAUUCACAAAUGUGGAUAUUAGUCUCACCAAACAAAGACACACAGGCUUUAGAGGCUUGUUGUUAAAAAAAGAAAACAUUAUAACAUCAGGACACUACGUGAUAAAUUCGAUAUAUAAUUGUAAUUUAGUAAAAAUUGCAAUGAGUUUGAAAUACAUGCAACAAAGUGACUCAACAAAAUUCCUGUUUUUAUCGCGUAUUCCUACUGAAUGGAUAUUUCCAUAUUGGGAAAAUUCAGCUACCAAGGCUAGAUUUACCAUUCGAAUUGAACAUACGAACACAGAUACAGCUCUAAUAAAUAUACCUGAAACGUUUGACAGUACGCUUUAUAAAGUAUUUUCUACCACAUCUUUAAUAUCCACGCAUUCGGUUGCAUUAAUUGUCAUACCAAAUGUAUAUAAGACAACUAUUUUAAGAAAAGAUAACGUUAUUAUUGAAAGCAUCCCUAAAGAUAGCACAUUCUAUGCACNAACUCUUAUGCUUGAUAUCAUCCGACUUCUCAGAAGCAUGUACAAUAUCAUACCACAAUCAUAUGUUCAUUACUUCCUACUUCCAAUAACCGUAAAUCAUUACGAAAAUAUAGUAAUUCCUAGGUUUGUUUUCUUGAGUGAAGUUAACAUUAUAUACGACAGAGACGUAGAUUCCAUUAUAAAAGAAAGAAAAGCAACAUGUUCAGUAGCACGUACUGUGAUACAAGAAAUGUUUAGUGAUUGGGUAGUUCCGUUUAGACAGUCUGAUCUUUGGUUUAUUGAAGGAUUUUCAACAGUAUACGGAGUUUAUAUCAGCGAUCAGUAUUACAAUACAUCUUUACUAAAGUCGAUUGUGGUCCAAACACGACGAAUAUUUUUCGAUUACGUAGAAGCAAUUACAAAAGAAUCUCCAUUUCGAGAAAAUUCACUCAUAUCACGCAAUUCAAUUCUUACUAAACUGUGGCGAGAAAAAGCAUUCAGUACUUUAUAUAUGCUGAAUACCGUUUUUGAACAAGAUGUCCUAUAUACUUCUCUAUUUCAAGAAGCCGUACACUUAUAUUAUAACACGAAGAAGACAUCAAAUAACACGUACACCAAAUUGUCACUUCUUGAUAAGUUAUGGAAUAGAAAUUUUGAGACGUAUUCUUUAUAUAAGAAUGUUUCAUACAUAAAAUCGUCAGAUAUCAAAAAUAUGAUAACUUCAUGGACAGCACAAAGUGGUUAUCCUGUGGUACAAGUAUUCCGACACGAUAAUACACUGUCACCAAUAAUUAUAGACUGUUUUGACGUUAAUUCCACUGUCAAAAUGCUGUGCAAACAAAAUUGGUGGAUACCUAUGACCUUUAAAAAAUUAAUUAACACACAAGUUUUUGCCACUCAUUAUCAUAUCCUAGAACCACACAGUAAAUGGUUUUUAUCGCUACUUCAUGAAAAUCAAAUUAACAUUGUCGUGGACCACUUAGGAUAUCGCGUAAACUAUGAUCGUCAGUCUUGGAAGGACAUUUCUCUUUUUCUUAAAACCGGAGGGUCUAAGAUCGCAGAAUUGUCUGACGUCACUUUAGCACAACUUCUCGACGAUGCUUUUUAUUUUUUGUUGCAAAAUACAGAGUAUAACAAAAAUUUUGUUCCAGAUAAUAUUGAUUUGGACAUAUAUCUUGAACUUGCAAGCAGUAUAUUUCAUGUAAACAAUUCCUAUACAGCGUGGUAUCCUGUACUUAUUGCCCUUGAAACCAUGUCGAAGAUUGUUCCGUUCCCAGAAAGUGUUCUUUCAAGAAAUAUCAAGAAUAAACUCCUGGAAAUAUUGAAUAAGUUUCUUGAUGACAUAUUAUAUACACAUUCUUCGAAAAAUAUUGCCAAUAAUCAAUUCUAUCAUGAAGUUUUAAAAUGGACAUGCAUCCUUGGUAGUUUAAAGUGCCAAGAACAUGUUAAUGGAAUAUUAAACUGGCAUUUUAAACAUCCUACACAAAACAAACUGUUGCCAAGUUGGCAGAAGUGGAUAUAUUGCCAAAAACUAAUGUUAGACACUGUCACUUAUGAAACGUCUGCUGUGUGGCAAGAUAUAGUCAAGAUAUACCAGACACAAGGAAAACUAGAACAGCUUUUCGAAUUCUUACCUUGUUUUAAACAGUAUAAGGAUCGGUUGGCCUUUCUCUCGUUUCUUCAUCAUAAUUCUUUACAAAUACGUGAAAGUAGUUUAAAUGCAGACAAUGAUGAUUUUUACAAAGAAAUUGUGCAUGAAAAGAAAAGUGUUACUGUUACUUUACUUUUUAAUAUUUUUGCUAUGCAUUCAAAAAAUAUGUCAGCGCUGGAAAUUAUACUAUUUGGACUAGAAAUUGGAAUAGGAAGAGACGUGAACAUAUUAGCAAUAAUAAAUUGUAUUAUUAAUAACAUAUAUUCAGACGACGGCCUAUCGAUGAUUACUAACGAACUAUUUUUAAAGAAAGUGCUGCAUAUGCAUCCCAUGGAAUCAUUUGUUCUCGAUGCCAUUAACAAAAAAGUUGAAAUUCGACGUAUGUUUCUGGUUGAAAUGGAAACUACGCUUUAUUGUGAGCCUCAGUUUAUUUUUAAUUACAAACGCUAUCGCGUAUUUUCGACCGCUGACUGCGAAUAAGUUUUCUUUUUAUGAUGGCUUACUUUUUGUAUUCGGGUUUUUUAUGACAGUUUACAUUUUGAAGACAAACACUUUUACUUGAAAAAUUCUAUUUAUUUGCUGUGUUUACAUCUUAUGUUUGCUUCUUUUAAUUAAGCUUUAUUUUAUAACACUAACUUAUUCUAAUAAUUAGUAAAAUUGAGUAAAAGUGAAAAUAUAGUUUUCGGAUUUUACUAUUAUAACAAUUCGCAUAUUAGUGAUAAAAUAAAGUCGACUUUUCAGUGGGAUACACUGGGAUUCAGUGGGAUAUUUUAUGUUAUACGAUGGUUACUACGUGUAUAUAUAAUAUAUAUAAAUAUAUGUAUAUGUAUAUAUACAGUAUAACAUCUUACACAUAAAUAGGAGUGUAUAAGUCUCACACAGAA